Caenorhabditis auriculariae is the source of this 6356-nucleotide messenger RNA. Lineage: Eukaryota; Metazoa; Nematoda; Chromadorea; Rhabditida; Rhabditidae. The record is from the annotation of a GenBank genome assembly.
AUGGAUAAGAAUGAAGAAGGGAUGGAGUUCGAAGCUGAGGCCGUGAGUACUUCGAGUAUGCCUCGGCUGGCACGGCUGGCGGCCAUCGCAUUUGCCGAUUUGAUUGUUGAGGGUACCUCAGCAUUUAUCUCACUAACAGCACCGAAACAUAAUUUGCAGAACGAAUUCCUGUGAUCAGCUGUCCCAUUCCAGCCCUCUAUAGCAAUGAGAUAGUAGAGAUUCUGCGUGAGCGCGGCCAGCUCACUGGGAAAGUUCUCCAUCUCUUGACGCCACAAAGAUUUCAAAUCACCAAGGUAUCUUUUCGAAGUUUCCCAUUUUCAGUGAUAUCGGUUCAGAUCGACCUCAGCGGGUGUGGAUCUAAAUUCGUGCAGUCCGAUUUGACGUUUCUCCACGGACAUACCCUCAGCUCUUUCUGCUUGGGCGACAUUGAUUACAAAGCUAGUGCGUUCUAAUUUUGUUUUUCAAAUUUUUAGUUGUGAUAUUAACCUUGAUGAUUUUUGCUCUUCGUGCUUCCCCACGGUGAUAUCUUUCAGACACAAACAAAAUACAAUUGGGAGAAGUUCUUUCGCGUUUCUGCAACAAAAAAACGAGGGCCGCUCUGAGACACAUUGAUCUCAGCGGAAGGAAUCGCAUCACUUCCAAUUGGCCGAACUACGUUAGUUUCAAGAUUUUAUAUAUCAAUCAAAUAUACCGAUUCCUAUCAAACUUAGACUCUGAAGCUCUCACUUCAAUGAGUUUGAAGAAAAUAUCAAGUUGAGAGUCAACUUGAGGGAUUAUAUGUUUUUGCAAAUGAACUUGAAUUAAAUUGUUUUUAUGCGUCCGGAUAUUGUUUAUCAUUAUUGGAAAUCAGGAACGCUUUUCAUAUACCUUUUUUGCGGGUGUUGUGAUCCAUCUUCAAAACAGUUCUUCUCUCAAUGAAAUAAUUGAUUAGUGUGACUGACUUUCUAUUUUAUAUGGAUAACUUGAAGUUUAUUUGGUCCGAAUUAAUCAUGUUUUUAUUUUUUGAAGAAAUUGUUUUUAAAGAGAAAGUAGACAUUCCAAUAAAGGAAGUUUUUUGAAGACGUUUUUUCACUUUCAAAUUCCACGAAGUUUUGAUUUUCCAGCAUAAACAAAAGAAUUCAAAUUUUUUCUAUCCUCUCGAUCGUUUCGGCUCUCACUUGAGACGUCUCUUAAGAUCCAGAGAGCCUUUUCGUAAAUAUAUCCUUAUAUGUCUAUUUAUUUUCCUCAUGAAAACAAAGCCGGUGUUGAGAGUCGUUGCGUCACUCUGAGACUAAAAGAACUCCUUCCGUAAAAUCACCGAAUUAGGUUCAUCAUUUUGCAGUUGACAAAGUUCUCUUCGGUGGUGUCCUUGUCGAUCGCCAACCGAGUCACCUCCAGUCCGACUUUGGCCGUUUUGUCGUCCCUCACGCAGCUCAAAUUUCUCGAUAUUUCCAACACACACCUCACCGACAUAUCUUCACUCGGAAAUCUUGUGUUCGCUUUCCCCAUUCAUAUCAAAAACAACUUCUCCAUCGGUAUAGCCCUCUUUAAAAAACUUACUGAAGAAAAAUAGCGUAAGCAGAGGCAGAGUCACUAACGAAGCCUUUUUGCAAUCUCUAUGGAUUUAUUCAUGCAAACCUUCAGUGAGAACUCGGGUAAAUUAUUAAAAAAGGGUCUCUUGGCGAAAUUUUUUUCGUACAUGCGCGUUACUUCUUAAAUCAGGCAGGCAAACAAGUCUCGAAAAUACAAAUCAGCGUGAUAGAUAGAAAAUUUCGCUUGAAAAGAAAGACAAAGAUGAAGUAUAUAAAAAAAGGUUUUCAGAAACCUUGAGGUUCUUUUAAUGUACAACCUCGGUCUUCGAACUGGAAAAGUGAUAAAUACGUUGGCUCUUCUAACCAAACUUCGAGUUCUCGAUAUUUCCCGCAAGACCAACACGGAUUAUCACAUGGAGACGUGAGUUUCACCUCUGAACAGUUUCAGAAGGCGGCAGUUCCAGGAAUCAGGACGCGACGAUAGACCUGGCGCAGGCCUUCUACGAGGAGUCCUUCGCGGCCUUGGCGACGGAGAGCGGCUCGCCGUGGCCGGAGCUGAGGUCCCUCGAUUUGUCCGGGCUCAACUUGGGCCACAGAGGGACCGAGAGUGCCAUGAAUGUCGUCCAGAAAAUCAUCGACGCUCAUCCAAAACUUGAACAGAUUGCAUUGCUCGGUGAAUUUUUUAUACUUUCCUGACCAUACCUAAAAAAAAGUGCUUUGGAGAAUCAUAGAAAGAAAAGCGUUUGGUUAAGUACAAUUAGAUUUUCCUGUUCUUGAAUUUGAUAAAACGAUUUAUGAAUAUAUACAAAUGAUACUCAGUCUUUUCAUGCCAUCUCUCAAUUUGACAAUGACUAUUCCCUCUUAUGAAUGAUGUCAAAUUGAGAGAUGGCAUAAAAAGACUGAGGUGAAUGAAAUAAGAUAAAACCCGAUAUUUACAGCACCCCAAGAAGUGCAGUUACGGGGAUUAGUUAUACACGUGAAUAGAAAAGAUUGAGUAAAGAAAGUGAUUGAACUAUGCAAGUAGAGAUCGGUUUUAACGCUGUAAAAUUUGGAUUUUUUUUUGUUGUUUUUUUCAUUUUUGCGGAAUUGACGUCUUUUUUUUCAGCGACGCCAGUCGAAGGACAACUCAUUAAAGUGCCAGGCCGAGAUUUCGAAGUGAUAAACGCAGCGUCGCGUGCCAAUAUUUUGGACGCUUUGGAUCAUUACACGAAAAGAGAUAGGUUGAGCCGCUUUUCGAUCCUCCGAUUCUGAUGUUCUGAUCGACAGGCCGGUUUUCGCGGCCCACGCUCUCCACUUCACGUAUUACAUCCUUCAGUCCAACUACGACGAGUUUUCGCAGGCUGAGUUGGGCAGGUGUCUGCGGCUGGUCGGUUGCAUCUUUUCGAUCUUUCCAACCCAGAUCGUUUUAGGUCUGCGUUGCCAUGAAAGAGUAUCUGAUGACUUUGCCUGUUCAAAUUGCCGGGAGCGCCUGUCUGUAUCACAUUUGCAAGUUAGAAUUUCUAUGUAAACCAUUGUUUCGUUAUUUUCUUUCAUGGUCAGUAUAACGAGAAGUCCUAUUCGUGUUUCAGAUGAUGAAAUCAUGAAUAUCUUAUCUUUUUUGAGCCGAAAUUCCCUGUAACUUUUGCAGAAUGAAACGGAUCCGUCGCCUGAGCAAAAGCGACGUCUGUAUGUGCAUUGAAAGGUCGCUCGACGCCGCCCAAACUCACCGCAAUAUGACUCAAGUUUGUUUACUUUUUUAUUGUUUUACCGACAAAUGAGCUCUAUCUCCCUUCUCCAGCGUGAAGUAUAUAUGGGAAGUUUUUUUGUCGAAGAAUUUAAUCGAAAAAUCCGUGAACUGCUUGUUUUCAGCUGCAGAAAAAUGUCUGGCUUACGAUUUGCAACGAUUAUUUGCUGCAUUUGUCUGGCGUCGACUUCUAUCGGACUUGCAAAGUUGCCCUGGACACGAUGCUUUUCAAUCGCGACGCCAGUGUAGAAAGGUUCCAAUUUUUUCUUUUCGCUCCACACAUUUUUAAUGUUUAAAUUUUUUUUUUCCAACUGGAAAUUAGAUCCAGCUCUUUUCAGUGGUAGACUUUUAUUCUGAUUUGCUGCGAACAUAUUAUCUAUUUUGAGGAUGGCGAUCGCUAUUGUUUCCAUCGUCACUCCGAAAAUGCGCACUCCUCAGACUCGCAAGUUGACUUCUGACGAUCGCUACGUCAAACAUCUCGUCAAGAUCAUGAAUGAUUAUUUGGGUGGGCCUUUUUGGUUUAUAAACUUGGAAUGGGGCCAGCUGUGUCUGGAAGCACGGAAAAAAAUUUCAGGGAAUCGAGUAUUAAUAAAAUAAGGCUCUUUGAAUUUCGGUGUGCAUUUCAAACUUACAUGGGAUAGUCUCGGUGGGACCUGAAAAAAGGGGAAAUGACUUGCCAAAAAAAAAACGAGAAAGGGGAGGGGGGUGGUUGGCAAGUCCGAUCUUAUAAAAAAAUCAAAAAAAUAAUUUUGUAAAGUUCAAUUGACUGGCAGAGGCGAUUUUUUUUUCAUAGUCAAAAGGGAUCAGGGAAAAAAAACGCCUUCCUUUUCGGAUUCAGCAACAUUGAAUUAGACAAAUUCGAUGCUGCUGAGUCCGAAAAGAACAACGAAAAUAAGAUACAAAGAAUUAAUAACUGCUUAUCAUUCAUGGUUCAAUUGCUUGGCAUCAAGGGGGGGGCUUGGUUGUCGCCAGUCAUGCUCAUCCCAUGAAAUUACAGAGAAAGAUUUUUGAGAUAAGGGUGUAGAAUCUUUACGGUGACGAUAGAGUCAGUAAAAUGGGUUAUUCGUCUCAUAAAGAUGUUGGAGAAGUUUUAAGAAGAUUCUUCUUCUUUCGAGCGAAAGAGGAAGCAUUUAGAGGUUCAAUAUUCAAACAGUUUUCGUUGUAGCGAAAUUCCAACAACAAACGCCCCGUGAUCACGACAACACGCUCUUCACGCUCAAGUUCACUCUCAGCGCUCUCUGGAACCUCACUGGUUGGUUUGGAAGUGAGAGAAAUAUUAAACAAAAACCGACUGAGGUAGUGGAAAGAUGAUUUAUUCUUUAGAAGUAUGACAAACAUAUUUCGGAAGUUCAGGAGAAGGUCCUUCAAUUUGCUAACGCUAUAAUCUUUUAUUUUGAAAGUAUGGCUAUGGAUAACUUCAAAAAAAUUUUUUUUGAGGAAGUAGAGACUUUAAUAAUAUUGAUCCAGAUCUUCGAAUAACGUUUGAAUAUUAAUUUUUCAGACGAUUAGAAUCCGAGAAUGGUCUUUUUGUAAGGUAUAACAAACAAAAUUAUGAUAAUCCUUUCAAACUCGAAAGUUCUAUAAAGAUAUCUUUACAUCAAACAAGAGGAAAAAGAAGAACAGAAAAAGGGUGCAAAUAAACAAUUGAUUCAAUCCGUGCUCAAACGGAAUAAGUAAAGUUUAUAUGAGUUUAUUCAAACGAACACUUUGAAGACGAAUGCUCGGCUACGUGCGCUGCUUUUCUGGAAGCCGGCGGCGUCCGCACGGCUUUUGAAAUCCUUAACGCGUUCAGCGACCACAGCAACGUUCAAACAAAAGUUCUUGGAAUUUUGGUGAUUUCUUUGAUUAUAGAAAUUAAGACUCGAUGCAAAUUUUGGUUUGAUAAGUGAUUUGAUUUCAGAACAACAUCGCGGAGAUCGAAGAUUUGAAACUAAACAUACUUUGCCAUAUGGGAUAUGUACAACAUCUGCUGUAAGUGGUGUUUUUUUUUCUCAGAAUUGGGUGAUUAUUUCCUCACAAAAAUAUCUCAGAGGAGAAUUUUUUAUUGUACUAUUAAGAGCUCAUUGUAAAGAUACACUUUUGAUUACUCGUUUUUUUCAACUCCCAAACGCCGUCGACGUUGUAUUGUCAGUUCAGUAUGAUUAAUAAUAGCAUUGAAAACGGUAGUUUUGGAGGAAAAACGUUCUUGUGGGUCAUUUCAACUUGGAAACCUUUUUUACUUUGAAGAAGCAGCUUGGACGGCGAUUUCGACCACACGGACAACCGUGGACGGUUCCGCCACGUGGAGAGAAGCUACUUCGCGGCCGGGGUUCUGGCCAACAUCCUUCUGAUUUCCGAAAAGGAAUGGAGUGGCAGCGUCAGUCGCGACGCCGUCAACGACGCCCUCAUCACCUCCGUCUCUCGUUGGCCAACUCUUUCCUUCGCCAUGGUCUCCUACCGGUUAGCAAUUUGAGUCAUUUCAACAGAAAAAACGAAUUCCAAAAAGGUGCCUUCCGACCGACAAAAGGUGCUUGAAACGGAAAUGUUCUGCUUUGAAAGUUUAAAUUUAAAUUUUUGUUUUUCUUGAUUGGAAAAAAAGUAUUGCGUUUUAAAAACAAACGUAUCGAGUGAACGAAGCGCGAGUCUACAACGUUGUCUAGUUGGAAACAAAAUUUAGUGACUUUUUUUUUUACAGGGCUGAAUUCCACAAUAUUUGUCCUUUCAUCGUCCAUUAGGAUAUGAUGAUUUUUAAAAAUAGUAAAAGACCGGAAAAGGAUAAAAAAAGUUAUAUGCGGAUCCAAAAAACUUUUGUUAUAACUCAGGUUUUCAGAUCAUUUGAACCAUUUGCAAGGAUCAUCACAAAGUCAAACUCGGAUGGCGCGAUUCUUUGGUGUCUUUGGGGAGUGAACCACGUGUUGGCCCAUCGCGAGACCAAUAGUCCAUCCCAUUGCGCCGUUGGCUACGGCGAGUUGCUGCGAACGAGCCCGCUGCUCGUCGAGUGUCGCAAAAUCGUGCGAGGAGCCGCAGACGCCGUCUCAAGACAUCGGAAGGUCGUCGAAUUCGCUGAGAGCGUCGUUGAGGUUGCCCAUAAAGAGGAGCAGGCUUCCACUGAACUCUCUUUCUCUGCUUUGUCCUGCACGUGA